This is a messenger RNA of Echinops telfairi (small Madagascar hedgehog), 1493 nucleotides long. RefSeq names its product zinc finger and BTB domain containing 32 (gene ZBTB32). Gene Ontology annotation, molecular function: protein binding; DNA-binding transcription factor activity, RNA polymerase II-specific; RNA polymerase II cis-regulatory region sequence-specific DNA binding. Gene Ontology annotation, biological process: regulation of transcription by RNA polymerase II. The record is from RefSeq and is a predicted model, not a curated record. NCBI's taxonomy places the organism in Eukaryota, Metazoa, Chordata, Mammalia, Afrosoricida, Tenrecidae. Gene Ontology annotation, cellular component: nucleus.
ACACAAUGCCCCUACCUCCCACGAGACUGCCCAGUCCCUACGGCGCUGACCGGCUGGUACAGCUGGCAGCCAGACUCUGGCCAGCACUAUGUGAUACCCUGAUCACCGUGGGGAGCCAGGAAUUUCCUGCGCAUAGCCUGGUACUAGCAGGGGCCAGCCAGCAGCUGGGCCACAGGGGCCGGUGGGCGCUGGUGGACGGCAUCAGCUCUGCCACCUUUGUCCAGCUCCUGCACUUUGUUUAUGGGGCGAGUGUGGAGCUGCAGCCUGGGGAGCUAGGGCCCCUGGAGGAGGCUGCCAGGGUGCUGGGGGUCCAGGCCCUGGAGGCAGCAUGCAGCAGCGCCCGAAGGGACGGGGCUCAAGAGCAGCAGGAGCCAGGGCUGAAGACACAGGGCAAGGAGCUAGGAAACCCCUUGAGGGAUUCUGAGCGAGAACUUGGGGACCUUGGGGAAAAGCAAAGACUUGGGUGUGGGGAGAGAGAGCAGAAGCCACUGCCCAAGCACAAACUACCAAGAGAGAGCUCUGGGAUGGCAGAGGCAACACAGGAGGGUCAGGGGGCACAGCUGAGGUCACAGGAGCUCAGCCAAACCUCUGUCGACCACGGGGGUGUAGAUGGAAAGCCAAGGGUGGUCAGGUGCCUGAGAGAGAGUCCAGGGGGCUCUGAGAAAAGCCUGGGGGAGUCCCUUGGCCCCCUCCUUCCAGCAGGUCCCCUCCAAACCAGUAUCAUCCCCGGGCCCUGGUGGGCUGAGGCCCCUCUGUUAGGGGAGAGCCUGCCUGCCUCGCAGAGCAUCCUGCUGUUGCCGCCCAGAGAUGGCCCUCCCUUCUCCCGUAGCACCCCCAUCGCUGGAGCCUGGCAGCAGGGCUGGUCCCAGGACCAGAGGGCUGUAACUCUUCCCCACCCACCUCCCAGGACCCUGAACCUCCAGAAAGGGCUCUGGAGCCCAAGCCUGUUGGUCUCCUGCAGUCCCAGCCCAGGUAAGCCUCACAGGUGAAUAGGGUGGGGGCCCUUCUGCCUGAGCCCCAGUCAGGGAUGCCCUACCUGGCCCUUCUUGGACCCCUCUGGCCCCACAGGUUCCACAGCACCCCGUGUGGGUCCUGGUGGCCCCCCUCCUCCCCAGCCCGCGCCGGCGCGGGUUCGGCCCUAUGCCUGCUGCGUCUGUGGAAAGCGCUUCUCACUCAAGCAUCAGAUGGCGACACACUACCGAGUCCACACAGGCGAGAAGCCCUUCUCCUGCGGCCUGUGUCCUCAGCGCUCCCGGGACUUCUCUGCCAUGACCAAGCACCUGCGGACGCAUGGCGCCGCGCCCUACCGCUGCCCUCUGUGCCCGGCCGGCUGCUCCAGCCUGGCCUCCAUGCAGGCUCACAUGCGCGGCCACUCGCCCAGCCAGCUGCCGCCAGGGUGGUCCAUUCGCUCCACCUUCCUCUAUUCCUCCUCCUCCGGGUUAUCCCGGGCUUCGCCGUCUACCAGUAGCAGCCCCCUUUCCGCCGCCACCUGA